ACGCCCCACAUUGGCUUCACGUUCUUCCGCCUACCUUUUGGUCACAUGGCUGUGACAUCACAACUUCCUGAAUGCCACUGCAUUCUAGCAACAAGGCACAAACUAUGGCAGAGGGGAGUGCGGACACAGAAGCAGAAAUCCAGAAGAGAUUGCAGGAACUUGUUGACCAUCUUUAUACAUUCCGAGACCACUAUUUUGAGACGCACAGUGUGGAAGAUGCUGCUAGGAAGCAAUAUGAUGUUGAAAAGGAAAUGGAAAAAACCAUUGCACAGAUGGACGAGAUUGAUGAUACCUGGAAGAGUAAAGCUUUCUUUUUAAUGCUUCGAGGAAAGGCCUUAAAUGUCACUCCGAAUCAUAGCCAAGAGGCAGAGGAUGCACUAUCUAAGGCAGUAAAAUUGGAUCCUGGACUUGUAGAAGGUUGGAAUCAGCUGGGAGAGGUGUAUUGGAAGAAAAUGGAUGUGGCAGCUGCUAAAACAUGUUUUUUGGGAGCACUGAAUCACUGCAAAAAUAAGGUUUCUUUGCGUAACUUGUCCAUGGUGAUGCGACAGCAGCGAUCACAGGAUUCUGAGGAAAAUAGUAGAAACAUAAUGGACAGUGUGAAAGAAGCAAAGCAAGCUGUACAAAUGGACCCACAAGAUGGGACUUCCUGGUACAUCCUCGGUAAUGCUUACCUCUCGCUUUUCUUCUGCACUGGACAGAAUCCUAAAAUCUCUCAGCAGGCUUUGAAUGCAUAUGUGCAGGCAGAAAGAGUUGACAAGACGGCAUCCAGCAAUCCAGAUCUGCAUCUCAACCGAGCAACACUAUGUAAGUAUGAAGAGAGAUUUGAAGGAGCAUUAGAAGGCUUUUCACAAGCUGCCGCUUUAGAACCUUCAUGGACUGAGCCAGUCAUGAGAGAACAGCAACUGCUUGAUUACCUGGGUAAACUGUGUGGCCUUCUAUCCAACAAGGGCAAGAUACGAGGGAAGAGGCUGCAGAAUAUGUUGAGUAGCCUGACUCCUUCUCUUCUUGGUCAUUUUGGUGGCUCUGGAGGGUUAGAGUUUAAACCACUGAGUUCUUUGGAGCCAGGCAGGAACCCUGGCUGUGUAGUGUUGGGGAGAGUUGUAUUCAGCCUUAUGCCUGAGGAACGAGUGCCAUUCACUUUUGGGCUAGUAGAUGCAGAGGGCACCUGUUAUGCAGUAAUGGUUUAUAACAUGGUAGAGAGUUGGGGUGUCCUCAUUGCAGAUUCUGUGACCAUUCCUGAUCCUCAAUUGAAGCAGCAUAAUAUAAAGCAUAAAGGCCAGAUGUUUUCAUUCCAAAGUAUACGUGUUGACUCCCCUGUCCAGUUAUUAGUCAAUGGCAAGCCACAGGGACCUAGCACACAAGCCAGUGCAAUAGUCGCUUACAGGCCUCAGAGUGAUUGAAGAACAUCAGGAUCUUCUUGCAAUGCUGUGAAGAGCAGGGACAUGAAGGAUAUUUGCCAUUUGUGCUGCAUUUUAUAGCCACAAAAAGCUGCAUGAGAGCUAAGCAUUUUUUGGUAAUAACACUUAUAAGAACUGAUUUGUCCAGUUCCUUUAUAUCUAGUUGGUGCUACAGAUUACUUUGGCAAUAAAUCAUGUCCAGUAUCACAAUGGCUGCAUUGAUCUUAUGACACAGCAGUGCCCUUAUCGCAACUUUGUGUCUUAAUUACUUUUUUUCCCCGGUCUCAGCCUUUUUUUAAUAUUUGUUUCCUCCACCUUUCCAUUUAGUGCUUGUAUUUAUAAAUUUGAUAUAAGAUUGUGAUUAUUUAUUUUUGCCAAUAUUUGUUGUUCCCCAUAUGUUUAGAGGGAAUUUUUGUGUAAAGAAUUAAAAAAAAAAUAACUUGGUAGUGUGUUGCUGGUAUUUGUUCACACUUUGUUUGAAGUUGCACAGAAU
Molecule: messenger RNA, 1890 nt
Organism: Xenopus laevis (African clawed frog)
Lineage: Eukaryota; Metazoa; Chordata; Amphibia; Anura; Pipidae
Gene: ttc5.S
Product: tetratricopeptide repeat domain 5 S homeolog
Exons: 10
Coding region: 72-1400 (442 amino acids)
Biological process (GO): protein O-linked glycosylation
Molecular function (GO): protein O-acetylglucosaminyltransferase activity; glycosyltransferase activity
Source: RefSeq, a predicted model, not a curated record